Messenger RNA from Amphiprion ocellaris (clown anemonefish), 1532 nucleotides. It is a transcript of the gene tmem38a, whose product is annotated as transmembrane protein 38A. Gene Ontology annotation, molecular function: identical protein binding; potassium channel activity. Gene Ontology annotation, biological process: potassium ion transmembrane transport. The transcript has 6 exons. Lineage: Eukaryota; Metazoa; Chordata; Actinopteri; Pomacentridae. Bases 142 to 1017 code for a protein of 291 amino acids. Gene Ontology annotation, cellular component: membrane. The record is from RefSeq and is a predicted model, not a curated record.
UGUACGGACCGGGGGGCUUGGUGGAGAGUCGGCGGACCGGGUUGGGGGGUUUCCGAUCCAAGACUGCGCAGUCGGAAUUAAAAACAGAAGGAAAAAACAAACGAAGAAAAAAAAAAUAUCGCAGCUCGUCACACGGACAUCAUGGAGGUGCUGGCAGUUCUUAAUUUGGGCGAUUUUGCCCAAGCUUUCUCCAAAAUGGGAAUGUUUCCCGUGUUUGAUCUCGCCUAUUACAUCGUGUCCAUCCUCUACCUCAAAUACGAGCCCGGCUCGGUGGAGGUUUCUCGCAGGAGUCCCGUGGCCUCCUGGCUCUGCGCCAUGCUCUACUGCUUCGGCAGUUACAUCCUGGCGGACAUCAUGCUUGGAAGCAGCCCCGUCGACUAUUUCCAACACAACAGCCACAUCCUGCUGGCCUCAGCUGUCUGGUACCUCAUCUUUUACUGCCCACUGAACCUCUUCUAUAAAUGCGUGGCUUUCCUGCCUGUCAAGCUGGUGUUGGUUGCCCUGAAGGAAGUCGUUCGCACUCGUAAGAUUGCCGCAGGUGUUCACCAUGCCCACCACGCCUACCACCACGGCUUCUUCAUCAUGGUCAUCGUCGGAUAUGUUAAAGGAUCUGGAGUGGCUCUCAUUUCCAAUUUUGAGCAGCUGCUGCGCGGCGUGUGGAGGCCUGACACCAACGAGAUCCUCAACAUGUCAUUCCCGACCAAAGCCAGUCUGUACGGAGCCAUCCUCUUCACCAUGCAGGAGGCUCACUGGCUGCCAGUGUCCAAGAGUGUCCUCAUCCUCGUCUUCACCCUCUUUAUGGCCACAACCAAGGUGUUUAUGACCGCCCGACACUCCCACGGCUCCCCCUUCGCCCUCAUUGAGUCCUGGACCUGCCACCUGCUCUUCGGCUCUCCUCUGGGUGGCGGUGAGGAAGACCACCACCAUGCCGCCGCUGCCGCUCCAUCUUCACCUCUCAAAACCAAGGAGGAGCUGAGCGAGGGCGUUCGCAAGAGGAAGGCCAAGAAGGCCGAGUAGGACGCCACGCUGCACCGAUGAAACUGCAUCUGACUCGCCCUCAUGGCCUCCCCAUGACGGCUUCCCAUUCCUUUCUAAGGAAAGGGGCAGUUUGAUGUUUUGCCAAAUGAGACCCUUUCUAUUAGAGCAACAUGGUGCUUUUUGCAUUUUACAUGGCAGGACUCUGUAAAUACCACGGCAAAUGUUUCUCGCUUCAACCCAACCUGGACAUUUGAAACCUGCCUAUUUAUGUUUCUGUGAACACCAGCAUCUGUGCUCAACGCUGUGUGGUGGUUUAGGAGACGUACGGUCGCCUUCGGACGGCAUUAGAUCCACAUCAGUAGUUGUUUUGCUGGGUCAAGGUGUUUUCUUUGAAUCUACUAAACCUCAUAUCAGCUCAGAAAGAAGCAGAAAAUUAGACAACGUCUCAAUCAGAAAGUUGUGAUUAAGGCAUUAUGUGAAAGAACUUUUCCCGUAAUGCUCCUCACACUGAGAUGAAAACGAUUUCAUAUGUUUAAAUAAAAGUAAAAGAAACA